AUGGACACGCGGAGCCGCCGGGAUGCGAAGCGCACGGAGCGGCCCGGCAGCGGCACCGGCACCGGCAGCACCGGCACCGCUGAGGGCGAGGGAGAGCGGGAGCGCAUCCGCGGCCGCAUGAGGAUGGUGAUCGGGCAGCUCGAGGGAAUCCUGCGAGAGCUCAAGGAGGUGGCCAAGGAGCUCCGCGAGGUCGUGUCCCAGAUUGAUCGCCUGACAUCGGACUUCGCUCUGGACCUGGAGCCGGACGCUUGGACUCCGGCCACGGCCAGCAGCACGUCCAGCAGCGACCGGGGCGGCGCCAGCCUUGAGCUUGGCCCUCUGGAUUUCGCCGCCUCCGACGUCCUCUCGGACAGCUGGGAAUUCUGCUCCUUCCUGGACACCUCCACGCCCUCGGACCCCGGCGAUUGUCCGGAGCCUCCGCGGCCGCCGCCGGCCCGGCUGAUGAACGGGGGGGUCCCCGUGGCCAACGGCCCCCGCGGGGGCGGGGGGACCCCGGAUUCCUCCAGUGAGGAAUGUUUCGGGAGCGCCGCCGUUCCCAAAAUGCCGUCGCAGCGGCCGGCGGGGACGCGGGAGCGGGUCCGCUUCAGCGACAAGGUGCUCUACCACGCCCUGUGCUGCGACGACGACGGCGACGCCGAUGCCGGCGCCGACAUUCCCGACGAUCCCGCCAGGAAGGGGCCUCGGGAACAGCUCCUGAGGAAUCCGGGCACGAUCCCGAUCCGCAGGGCCACGAGGAACAGCAGCACCCAGACCGUGGCCGAUAAGAGCACGCAGACGUUGCUGCCCUACGUCCCGGCCAGGCAAAGAAUUCCCAACAAAAACUGAGCCCGGAUCCGGGUUUGGGAAGGGUUUGGGGGAGGGGAAAAUCCCUGGGAAAGGGGUUGGAAAAGAUCUAUAUAUAAAUAUAAAUAUAAAUAUAUAUUUCAAUAAAUCCGUACUCCUCAUAAACGCC
Molecule: messenger RNA, 952 nt
Organism: Sturnus vulgaris (Common starling)
Lineage: Eukaryota; Metazoa; Chordata; Aves; Passeriformes; Sturnidae
Gene: INSYN1
Product: inhibitory synaptic factor 1
Biological process (GO): inhibitory postsynaptic potential
Cellular component (GO): postsynaptic density
Source: RefSeq, a predicted model, not a curated record